Messenger RNA from Drosophila willistoni, 5016 nucleotides. RefSeq names its product protein Smaug (gene smg). Bases 532 to 3741 code for a protein of 1069 amino acids. NCBI's taxonomy places the organism in Eukaryota, Metazoa, Arthropoda, Insecta, Diptera, Drosophilidae. The transcript is spliced from 4 exons. The record is from RefSeq and is a predicted model, not a curated record. Gene Ontology annotation, molecular function: mRNA binding; translation repressor activity; protein binding. Gene Ontology annotation, cellular component: P-body. Gene Ontology annotation, biological process: regulation of mRNA stability; negative regulation of translation; nuclear-transcribed mRNA poly(A) tail shortening.
AUCCUCCUACCCAGUAUGCCUGUGCCUGGCCUGGCGUGCGUUUGCUUGCUUGCAGUUUUAUACCAAUCGUUUUAAUAGAAUAGAGAUUCGUUCGUUCGUAUAUUCUUUUGCACCACCCUCUUCCUCUUGUUGCCCCAGUGUGUGCCAUAAUAUGUUGUGUAUUUAUUUAAACUAAAGAUAAUCAAAUUUAUAUUGUGCCAGCGCGAAAUAAAAAAAAAUAAGAAUUAAACAAAAACAUGCCAAACUCAGACAAUCGCGGCUGCUGAAGAAGUCAACGAAUAAAAUAACAACAAAAACAACAACGGAGGCCCAACACAACGUCCGCCCCGAUCAUCGUCGUCCCUAAUUUUUGUGUAAACUCAACCAAAACGAACGGGAGGUGAAUCCUCAUAAAAUAAAUUAUAAAACAACCACAAAGAAGAGCAACAAAUAGUUACAGCAAACUAUUAAUUAUAUAUAGUUACAUAUAUAUAUAUAUAUAUAUAAAUAUACAUAAUCCCAAAAAAACUAAAACUAAAAGCAAGCAACGACAUGAAGUACAGCACUGGUAUAGACAACGCUCUGCCCUCCAGUGGCAGCAGCAGCAACAGUAGCCUCAGCGCCAGCUCCUCUAAUUAUCCAUUAAACGAAAUGCAUACAUCACAUAAAAAGGAGCCAACAAUAGCAACAGUAACAGCAACAACGACAAGUGCCGCAUCAACAGCAGUCAUGACCUCAAUGGUAGCGGCCACUAAAUUACCCACUAAUGAUCCUACAUCUACAACAUCUAAUUCCUCCAAUCUUCAAUCACAACCGACAAAUGCUCUGUUUUGCGAGCAAGUGACCACAGUGACCAAUCUCUUUGAGAAGUGGAACGAUUGCGAACGCACAGUUGUCAUGUGCGCCCUGCUCAAGCGUCUGAGAUAUCCCAGUCUCAAGUUUCUCCAGUAUUCCAUUGAUAAUAAUUUGACACAGAAUCUGGGUACCUCGCAGACAAAUCUAAGCAGUGUGGUCAUUGACAUCAAUGCGAAUAAUCCGGCAUAUUUGCAGAAUCUAUUGAAUGCUUAUAAAACAUUUCAGCCAUGCGAUGUCCUGGAUGUAAUGUCGUCGUCUUCAUCGGACAAAGAUUCGAUGCCAUGCUAUGGCAGUGAUUUCCAGAUAACUACAACAGCGCAAUGUGACGAGCGGAAAUUGUAUGCCCGCAAAGAGGAUAUAUUGCAUGAGGUUCUGAAUAUGCUGCCAUUGCUCAAGCCAGGCAAUGAUGAGGCGAAACUCAGUUAUCUGACCCUAAUCCCGGUGGCUGUCAAGGACACCAUGCAACAGAUUGUGCCCACCGAAUUGGUUCAACAGAUAUUCUCUUACCUACUCAUUCAUCCGGCCAUUAGCAGCGAAGAUCGACGCUCGCUAAAUGUUUGGCUGCGCCAUUUGGAGGAUCAUAUUCAGGCAGCUGCGGCUGGCAUUACGAAUUGUAGUUACUUUCUACAGCCAUCGCCAGCGCCGCAGGUUGUGCAGAGGGGAAGCUCCUCGGCAGCAAGUCUUUUGUCGGCAGCCUCAUGCUCAUCAUUGGCCUCCUCUUCGCAUGGAAAUGGCAGGAGCAGUGACUGGCAGACAAUAGCCCCGCCAACUAAACUCCAACAACAGCAGCAGCAGCAACAACAACACAAACUCACGUCCGGCGGCGAUUGGCGGGGCUCAAACUCCAACGGAUCGAUCAAUCCACUCUGUGAUAAUUUAAAUGGUAUUACCCUGAACGAAUUAGGUUCUAGUCAGAAUAGCUUAGGCUUGUCACUGGAAAGUAGCUCCUCGCUGGUCAAUGGCGUUGUGGCAGGAGCAGCGGCCGGCUCCAUAUUAGGUCUGAGUGGAAGCGAUGACCAUGACACAUCAUUCAGUAAGAAUGGCACGGAAAUCCUCGACUUUGAACCACUAAAUGAAGUUGGCAGCAGCAGCAGCAAUGUCAGCGGUGCCGGCGGCGGCGGCGUUACCAACACCAAUACGAGCCAUCUGUGUCCGCCCCAGCAACAGCAGCAGCAGGUCAGUGGGGAUAUAGUCGACAUAGACAUACUCAUCGAUCAUUUGCAGGCAGCUGCUGUGGCGGCUGCUGCUGUGCCCGCGCUUUCUUCUACACAGCUUUUGCAGCCACCGCCUUCAAAUUCAGCUAGCCACAAUCCCCACCCACAUCCCCAUUAUGCAUCCAUACUGAUGGGUCAUGCGGGUGGUGGUGCUGGCUCUGGGGAUCAGUUUGGUGACGUCAACCGCUGGAGCUUGGAUAGCAAAAUCGCAGCUCUAAAGACGCGUCGGUCGAAUAGCUUGACCACCCAGACCAUAUCCAGCUGCUCAUCAUCAUCGAAUUCCUCGGUGAUCACUGUGAAUGACAAUUGCUCCAAUUCCACCGAAAAUCUGGCUCAGUUUGCCAACAAGCCAAGAAGUUUCUCCCUCUCCAUUGAGCAUCAGCGCGGAGCUUUGGCCAAUAGUGGCUCCGAUACACGUCUGGAUGAGUUCAAGCCGAGCUACAUCAAAUUCCAGACUCGUAAUGUGGGUAUGUCCGGCAUUGGUCUGUGGCUAAAGUCACUCCGUCUCCACAAAUACAUUGAACUCUUUAAGAACAUGACUUACGAGGAGAUGCUGCAGAUAACCGAGGAUUUUCUACAGAGCGUUGGUGUGACCAAAGGUGCCUCCCACAAGUUGGCCCUAUGCAUUGAGAAACUCAAGGAGCGUGAUCACAUUCUUGGUAAAGUGGAGCAGGAUUUGCAUACAGGACAGAUGAAGCUCAGCACGGCAGUCGAGGAAUUGACCAACAUUGUAUUGACACCGAUGAAACCUUUGGAGGCAAUUGGUCCACCAGAGGAGAACAUUGCGUUGCGUUUCCUAAAGGUUAUUAACUUGGUUAGCAAUGCCUUGCAACAGGAUCCGUACUGUGUCCAGGACGAUGAUACCUUGGGCGUCUUUAUGUGGAUACUUGAUCGCACCAUACACAAUGAAGCAUUCAUGAAUCAGGCCAAUCAGCUGAAGGAACUUAAAUUCAAACUAUCCAAGCUAAAGAUGUCGAUGGUCCCCAAGCUGCAUCAUGUGAAAACCACCGGAGGAGCCACAGGUGGCGGCAAUAUUAAUAAGCCCAGGUGGAAUGGCAAAAGUCGUAAAUGUGACCCAAAGAAUGGCAGCAACGAUCGCAUCAAUCAUCGUAAGAACUCCAAUGAUAUGCUGAAUUUCUCGUUGAGCUGUCUACAGCAGCCGCCGCCUCCUCAUCAGCAGCAACAGCAACAGCAGCAGCAGCAACAGUUUGACUACAAUAACGGCUACGGAGGACCGCCGCAUCAGCCGCAGUACAAAAGCUCUUCUUACCCCAGCUUCCAGCAGCAACAACCGCCUCCACAGGCCAAUAAGCCGCAUCAUCAUGUCCAGCAGAUGCAGCAAAUGAUGCAGCAGCAUAACCAUUUCCCAGCAUUACCCCAACACACACCGCCACAGGCUCAUCGUCGUUCGCUAAACAAUCUCAUUGUGGUGGCUGGUGGUCCUCAGCAGCCUCAACAGCUGAUCUUUAAGCCUGGUCAGGGUGUCCUGACCAAUAAUAGCCCCAAUGACAGCAGCAACUCCCUACUCAUGGACAGAAGUCAUCAACGCAAACCUAGUCUUAAUGGCCUAAGUGGUGGUGGCAGUGGGGGAGGAGGAGGUGGAGUCAGUGCUGAAUCGCAACCAAAGAAGACCAUGGCCGCCGUGGUGAUGGAAAAUUUGGCCAAAUUUGAUCAACAUUUUACAUUAUUUUAAAAAAAUUCGACGCCAAGAUGAAGAAAAACGACGACGACGAUUACAACAAAAGCAACACUAAAAAAAAGAAAAAAUAUAGAUCGUUUAUAUAGUGAAAAACAAAAUUGAUAUAUAAUGAACUCUGCAUCGUGACCAUGAGACUGACUAAGAUUACUUUUCGCAACUUAAAAAAAAAUGGAAAAAACACAAAAAAUUAUUAACAAGAAAUUAACUAAAAUCUUAUUAAAACCGCUAGCAGAAAGAGUAGAUAACUGGAUGGAUAAGAUGUUGUGGGAGGGAAAAUCUAUGUGCGAAUCAAACUUUGCUUGCUGAAAGGAGUGGAAUGGAAGAAGAUGGCAUUAGAACUAGAUGAGAAGAAUAUGUUUAUAUAUAUACACCAACACAUACACAUAAUUUAUUUUAAAUUUAUCGGAACAUAAUUGCUGAAAAAAACAACAACAAAAACACAAGAAAAUUGUAAAACGUAAAACAAAAGAUAAACGUUAAAAACACAAAAGAAAACAAACAAAAAACAAAAAAACUAUAAAUAAUAAAUGAGAACGUUUCAAUGUUUAUGUUGAAGAGAAUCGGAUCUACAUAUUGUAUUUUGUAAAAGAAACAAACGGAAGCCGAAAUCCCAUGUACUAUCAGGCAACCAAUAUAUCGUAUGAUGUAUGCGUAUAUAUAUGUAUUAUAUACGAUUAUUGUCUAUGAUUGUAAAUUGAUUAUAAAUGUUUAAUUUUUCGCGUUAGUCAAUUGUUUUAACAUGUAAAAUGGCAAGCCAAUAGAUUAUGUUGUUUUAUAUAUUAUGCUAAACACAAAUAUAUGUUUUUAUAUAUAUCUGUAUCUUUAUUUCUUGUAUAUAUAGGUAAAGACCAAAUGUAAUAUCGGAUUAAAUUAAUUUCAGGGAACAUCGAAGAUAGAUUACUUUGUAAUGGUGGUUUAAACGAUUUCUAAUAAUUAACAAAAACUAAGACACAGUCAAAGAAAUCAAACCAACCCAGAAAUUUGGUCUAUCCUGUAUAUACACAUUAUAGAGAUGUAUGUAUGUAUAUAAUUAAUUGUUUUCUUUUUUAAAAUGCAAUUUAUAUAUAGGUAUAUAUUUAUAUAUGUAUUUGUUUCAAUUUAUCGACGGGCAAAGCUGAAAAUAUGAGUUGGGAAAAUUGGAAAAACAGCCAAAAAAUAUUCAUAAUAAUUACCAAUUAAGAAGAUUAAAGCAAAUGUUUAGCUUAAUUUAUGAUGAAAAUGAUGAUAUAUAUAUAUAUUAUUAAAUUGUAUAUGAAAUGAUGGAACGAA